AUGGCCUCCAGUUCUACAAGAUCUAAUGCUGAACUUGAGCAGAAAAUCAAAAGGAGGAGAGGCAAGAAGGAGAGGUCCAAAGAGAUUAAGACAGCCAGUGAGAAAAGCCUGUCGCCUGCUCCUAAUGCCUCCUCCAUCAAAGGGCCCCCAAAACUGGAACCUAGCAGGAAACAAACAAAGAGGGUUGUAUGGACCAUCAAUCAGUCGGAAGACACAAAGCUGUGGAUGAGCAAACCAAGGAGCUCCAGCUAUCGUCCUGAAGACCUGGAAGCCUUCUUCAGACUUCUAGAGGAUCCCAUCAGCCAGAGCCUCUUGGAAGCUGAUAUUUACUUCAAAGUGUCUGACAAGUACCUGCUUUCCAUGGUGGUGGAGUAUUUCGGCCGUGUUGGGCUGCCUGGACACAUCUACAACAGGAUCCACUUCUUUCUGGCCCUGUACAUCGCCUCGGACAUGGAAGAGGACGACCCCAUCUCCAAGUGGAGCAUCUUCCACACCCUGCUGGGCAAGGGAUUCUUGGAUGAAAUAGCCAACACGUUCCUGAAGAUGAGGAUGGAGUUCUUUUACUCAAUGGGCUAUCGAGCAUGGUUUAGCCGCGAGCUCUGUGAGGAGAUCCAGGCACAGAAUCCACAGCACUGGGUCUGGAGCCGGGUGCGCCAGUGCAGCCCCUAG
Messenger RNA from Suncus etruscus (white-toothed pygmy shrew), 669 nucleotides. RefSeq names its product putative speedy protein E21. Bases 1 to 669 code for a protein of 222 amino acids. The record is from RefSeq and is a predicted model, not a curated record. Gene Ontology annotation, biological process: positive regulation of cyclin-dependent protein serine/threonine kinase activity. Gene Ontology annotation, molecular function: protein kinase binding. Lineage: Eukaryota; Metazoa; Chordata; Mammalia; Eulipotyphla; Soricidae. The transcript has 6 exons.